CCUGUGUUUUAUUAGUGUACAGCCGGGAAUGCUACCGCUUUGAGGCUCCCGAUUGAACGUCGCUUCAACGAUAAUUGCGUAUCGCGAAACAGAACAAAACAAAACAAAAAUGGCCACCGAACAUGAAGAGAACCCGUUCGUGGAGGCGCUCAACUCGGCCGCCCUGGGCGAACUGCUGCAGGACGCUGAGAAGCGCUCGCUGGCGCAACAGUUCCAGGACAAUCUCCGCACCCUGUCCGACAUGUUCGUCAACCUGUCGGACGAGGAGAAGCGCCAGUUUGCGAGAGAUUUCAAGGGCAAGUUUGUGAAAUCGUUAGCUCAGCUGAAUGAAUUUUCCAAGCAGAAGAAAAUCGUUCAAUCAAGUGCACCGGGCAUGGAAGAGGAACCGGAAGGGUCAAGAUUGAUGGAUACGCUCGCCAAACGUAUGCCCGGCGUGGGUAUGCUUUGGACGGAACAGUUCCAACCGACACCGAUCGGGUACGGGCUGUUGGCUGGUGUGGUGGUAACGAUCGUCGCAUUCUUCGGCUACAAGCUGUACCUGUCGCUCACGGAGAAGGAACGCAAGCGCGAAGAGAAGCUAAAGGCGAAGCAGGAAAAGAGCAAAAAGAAGAAAUGAUUCCCUGCCGGAAGGGGCAGUGGCACCACCGCUGGCGGCGGCACCGGUGAUCACUCAUCGCAUCGAACUCACCAGAGACAGCGACAGCAGCCGUCGUUGUCGUCGCCACCAGCACAGCACAAACAUUCCAGAGGAAAAAGACUUGGCAAGGCCUAGCGAAUCCAUACCACGUAAUAAUUACACGGCAACACAUAUAGGAUGGAAGAGAGCGAUAGAGAGAGAGAGAGAGAUGAGGUAUAUUUAUGGGAUAUAUCAGAAACCCGUUAAUCAUCGAUUUUUGCAGAGCAGAUAAGUGUAUAUUUACCCUCCCCAACAAUUGAAUAGCUAUUAAAGAGACUCUCGACUGUAACUAUUUUCCGUGCAUUGCUGUAGCAUCAGUAACUUGUUCCGUUUCCAUUUUCCCCCCGCGAUGCAACAGUAUAAGGGUAGCAGCUAUAUAGUGUGUUCACAGUUUUCCGACUAUACAAACCGGUAGAGGAACGUAUUACCUUCUUCAGCUUCAUUUACAGAGGACGUAGCACAGAUUACAAGACUUUUCUUAUCUAGAGCGACUAUACGCGUGUGUAUGUCUUUUUUUACGAUCAGUAGAAAACAAUAGACGAGGAUAAUCCAGUUUUGUUGGCAAUAGCUAUUACGCAAGAGACAGAAAGGCGAUAUUUCAAUUAGCAGGAAGGUGAAACAGACGAUAACAGCCACAUCCAGACACUCACUCACUCACACACACACACACCGUACACGCAAAGAUGUUUAUUUUCUCGUUUAUGUGCAAGAUAAUAUAUUUUAUAGAAGAAGAUGAUGAUGGACUAAGGCGAACAGAGGGAGAGACAACUACGUUUAUAUUGAAAAGAAUAUAAAUAAUGUUUCAAAUCAA
Messenger RNA from Anopheles merus, 1487 nucleotides. RefSeq lists its product as uncharacterized. The transcript is spliced from 2 exons. NCBI's taxonomy places the organism in Eukaryota, Metazoa, Arthropoda, Insecta, Diptera, Culicidae. Bases 110 to 616 code for a protein of 168 amino acids. The record is from RefSeq and is a predicted model, not a curated record.